Molecule: messenger RNA, 634 nt
Organism: Hibiscus syriacus
Lineage: Eukaryota; Viridiplantae; Streptophyta; Magnoliopsida; Malvales; Malvaceae
Product: LOB domain-containing protein 24-like
Exons: 2
Coding region: 92-541 (149 amino acids)
Source: RefSeq, a predicted model, not a curated record
CUGUAACCUGUAAUGAUCUUCGAUCGAUCUAUUUUCCAAGAACAUAGAUUUAGAAAAUCUUUUUUGCUGCGUUCCAAUAGAUUCUUGAGCAAUGAGUUCUGGUCGUUGUGCGGCUUGCCGAUAUUUGAGGAGAAAAUGUACGGAAGAUUGCAUUCUCUCACCGUAUUUUCCGUCAAAUAAUCCCCAAAGAUUUGUGUCUGUUCAUAGAAUCUACGGUGCCAGUAAUGUCUCCAAACUACUGCUGCGGCUCCCAAUCCAUGUGCGAGCUGAAGCAGCGGAUUCCUUAUACUUUGAGGCACAAUGUCGGCUUGAAGACCCUGUCCAUGGCUGUGUUGGCCUCGUAUUUAUGUUGCAGCAACAAAUACAAGCUGCCGAGAGUCAGCUAGUUAAGACUCGAGUCCAGAUUGCAGUUAUGAAAUCCCAGGCCCAACACCCUCAACCUCGUGAAGCCGAAUCCAGUUUCAAUAAUCCAUUUCUACGACACUUUGAUAAUGAUGCGAACCUCAGUUUCUCCAACCAAAUUUCUUCUGGGUUUAUUUAGGAUUCUGUGUGUUUGAAUAUGACGAAUAACACAAACAAGCUUCAGUCAUCAUGCGGUAAAAGUGACUCGCAAUGGUCAAAUUGAAAUGGUGGC